Molecule: messenger RNA, 3467 nt
Organism: Macrobrachium nipponense
Lineage: Eukaryota; Metazoa; Arthropoda; Malacostraca; Decapoda; Palaemonidae
Product: glutamate receptor ionotropic, kainate 2-like
Exons: 20
Coding region: 228-2978 (916 amino acids)
Biological process (GO): synaptic transmission, glutamatergic; monoatomic ion transport; modulation of chemical synaptic transmission
Cellular component (GO): plasma membrane; postsynaptic density membrane
Molecular function (GO): glutamate receptor activity; transmitter-gated monoatomic ion channel activity involved in regulation of postsynaptic membrane potential
Source: RefSeq, a predicted model, not a curated record
CUGAUGGUGGCACCUGCCAAGUAGUGUGGCAGCAGCCAGAGGUUCGCGCGGGUUGGUCGCUUUCGCUCAUCACCUGGAAAUUACUGUUUUUAUGUGAUUUACGAAUAACCAAAUAGACUGAGAGCACUGAAAUCCAGCAAUGAAGUUGAACCAAUCUAGUUUAUAGUCCCGGACUGAAGUAAGUCAUCUCUCGAGGGGCCGAGUAUAUAUAUAUAAUAUAUAUCAAGAUGAAACUGUUUGGGCGUAUUUCAUGGGCGGCUUUGGCCGUCGGCGUGACUAUCAUGAUGCUCGCCCACGUUCAGGAGACAGAACAGCUACCGCCCACAAUUACAGUAGUUGGACUCUUCGACAAGGAUGAUAUCAAACAACAGAUGGUCUUUGGGUAUGCCGUCGACAGAAUCAACCAGGAGAGGGUAUUGGGCAAAGGUACCCGGCUUGUUCCUCGCACUGAGAAGAUUCCAAUUGGAGACUCCUUCACUGCCCACAAAAGACUGUGCCAGAACGUCGGGGCCGGCAUUGCAGCUGUGUUCGGUCCCCAGUCUGGAAAGACUUCAACUCACGUCCAGUCGAUUUGUGAUGCUCUGGAAAUCCCGCAUUUUGAGACCAGGUGGGACUUUCGCACCCGGAGAGAUGAUUACUCCAUCAACCUUUAUCCUCAUCCUUCUGCUCUCAGUAAGGCAUACCUCGACCUAGUACGACUCUUCAACUGGAAAACUUUCUGUAUUCUCUACGAGGACAACACAGGUCCCGUGAGGCUUCAAGAAAUACUUAAAACGCCAAAGAGAAACGAAAUGAAAAUACUCUACAAAAGGUUACCCAUGGGUGAUGACUUCAGACCAACUCUGAACGAGAUUAAAAUGCAUGAAGAAUACAACAUACUUCUGGACUGUCACACGGACAAGGUGUUCCAAGUAUUGAAACAGGCUCAGCAGAUUGGGAUGAUGACGUCAGACUACAAUUACAUCUUAACUACGAUGGACCUCCAUCUGAUCGAUCUCGAAGACUUCAAGUACAGCGGAACAAACAUCACAUCUCUGAGAAUCAUCGACAUGUCCCGUGACGACGUCCGAAAUUUGACCGAGGACUGGCACGCAGGGCAGACGCGAUAUUCAAACAUAUUUCACGAACGAGGACAACUGAUGAUGCCCAAAGGAAAAUUUAACAUGACGACUGAGACUGCACUGAUGUACGAUGCUGUCCAACUUUUCGUCAAGGCUCUCAAGAGACUGGAUGAUUCCAAUGACAUCAUGGUGACGGCGACAGACUGCGAGAGUGAAAGUUCGUGGGGACAUGGAAACUCUCUCAUCAAUUAUUUGAAAGUGGAGGAACUGCUCGAAGGUCUCACUGGAGCCAUCAGCUUCGACGCAAGCGGCUUCCGAACCGACUUCUGGCUGGACAUCAUGGAAUUACAGAGACCCGGUUUGGUUAAGGUUGGUUACUGGCGUCCCAGCACAGGCGCCAACUUCACCCGAAGCAAUGGAGAAAUUCCCAUUAACAUGAUGGAAGGGAUUCAAAACAAAACUCUCAGAGUCUCCAUGGCUUUUAACGACCCUUACGUCAUGCUCGCCGAAAGCGCCCUCAAGUUGACUGGGAACGACCGUUACGAGGGAUUCUGCAUCGACCUGCUGACCGAAGUCGCGGCCAAGUUGAAAUUCAACUUCAUCCUGAUGCCCGUCGAAGGCAACGCCUACGGAAGCUACAACAAGACCACGGGGAACUGGUCCGGCAUGAUCAAGGAACUCUUGGAAGGGCGAGCUGACCUUGCCAUGACUGACCUGACCAUCAGCCACGAGAGGCAGCAAGCCGUAGACUUCACGAUGCCCUUCAUGAAUCUGGGAAUCUCCAUCUUAUACGUCAAGCCAAAGAAGGCCCCUCCGUCCCUCUUCUCCUUCUUGUCUCCUCUCUCCUACGAAGUCUGGAUUUACAUGAUCACGGCUUACGUUGGUGUGUCCCUCCUUAUGUACUUCUUGUCCAGGCUGUCGCCCUACGAAUGGCAGAAUCCUCAUCCUUGCAACCCAGAUCCAGACGAAUUAGAAAAUCAGUUCACCCUCAGGAAUUGUCUGUGGUUCGCUAUUGGCUCCCUCAUGCAGCAAGGUUGUGAUUUCCUGCCGCAAGCCGUGUCGACGCGCCUGGUGGCAGGUAUGUGGUGGUUCUUCACUCUCAUCAUGAUCUCCUCCUACACCGCUAACUUGGCCGCCUUCUUGACCAUCGAACAGAUGGAGACGCCCAUCGAGUCUGUGGACGAUCUCGCAAAGCAGACCAAGAUCAAAUACGGAACCAAGGAUUCUGGAACGACGAAAAACUUCUUCAAAUUUAAUAAUUUCGACAUCUACCAGCAAAUGUAUAGAUUCAUGAUUAAUGAGAAGCCAUCUGUUUUCGUGUCUUCCAACAAGGCUGGAGUGGAACGCGUUGAGAGAGACAACGGCCUCUACGCCUUCUUCAUGGAGUCGACCUCCAUCGAGUAUAUGGUCGAGCGCCGUUGCAAACUCAACCAAGUCGGAGGAUUACUCGACUCCAAGAGUUACGGGCUCGCCCUCCCCAAAAAGUCUCCUUACAAGGGCGCCAUAGACGUGGCCCUGCUGACGCUCCAGUCGGAAGGCAGAUUUCACAUCCUCAAAAACAAAUGGUUCCGGCAGAAAAAAGGCGGAGGGAAAUGCAAGGAAGAAGCAGGAGGGGGAGGUGGCGCCAGCGAACUGAAUCUAUCAAACGUGGGUGGAGUGUUCGUUGUGUUGAUGAGCGGUAUGGGACUCGCAUCGGUCGUCGCUAUAGGGGAAUUCUGCUCCGAGUGCUGGACCAUCGCUAAGGAGGACAAGAUUCCCUUAAUGGAAGUUCUGAAGAACGAACUGACGUUCGUCUUCAAGUGCAAAGGGUCGUCGAAGCCGGUGAGGAAAAAAGCGGAGUCCGAAGAAGAAGCGCCCAACGAGGAUGUGUAUGGAUCUAACGACUACAAUUACACCGUCAAGAAACCGCUGACCUGAUCGCGACGAGUGACGUCAUGCCUUGACCUCACUCAUUAGUUUUGUACAACCAACCCUCCUUUUGAAUCCCCCUCCGGGGAGGUUCUUGAUUUGGUCUCUUUGUCUCAAGAAUCGAUGUAUGUGACCCAUCAACCACCAGCGUGUGUGUGUUUGGCACCUGAGCGUCGUUCUUUGGUUGUUUUGUUUAGCUACGGAGACCCAGACGUCGAGGGGCUAAAAACAUCUCCUGGAACACGUUUGGAAAAUCUCUCGCGAGGUCGAAGGCCUCUGGAAACCGCUGGACUCGCGGCGAGGGACGUUUUUGAUGACUGGAUGCAACUGCUGAUUCAGCGUCGAACUGACAUUUUUGAAUUUCAAUUUUUCGGUCUUGGCUUCGAGAGAAUCGCCGGAGUCAUUUUCUCGUUGUUUUAGCGGUACCGUAAGUUUGUUUCUUGUAUUGUAUACCUGACAAUUCCUGUUGUUUUUGAUAAAGACACAUUGCAAACUGAC